Molecule: messenger RNA, 291 nt
Organism: Gryllus bimaculatus (two-spotted cricket)
Lineage: Eukaryota; Metazoa; Arthropoda; Insecta; Orthoptera; Gryllidae
Source: the annotation of a GenBank genome assembly
CGUGUGGGAGCCGCGGCGCAGCGUGAAGGGCGGGCCCUUGCCCAACCCGCGCACCAUCAGCACCUCCAUCUUCCCGGACCGCGACGCCCCGCACGAGUACGCGUCGCUGCUCGUCAUGCUCUUCGGCCAGAUCCUGAACAAGGUGACGCACUUCGUGGACGCGUCGGUGCUGUACGGCAGCACGAAGGAGGUGGCCGAUCGCCUGCGCGCGCACAGCGGCGGGCGGCUGCGCGCGCACUUCGAGUGGGGGCGCGAGUUCCCGCCGCUCAGCACCGACCCGCCCACCUGCGC